Molecule: messenger RNA, 2043 nt
Organism: Panthera uncia (snow leopard)
Lineage: Eukaryota; Metazoa; Chordata; Mammalia; Carnivora; Felidae
Gene: TMED4
Product: transmembrane p24 trafficking protein 4
Biological process (GO): intracellular protein transport; Golgi organization; positive regulation of canonical NF-kappaB signal transduction
Cellular component (GO): COPII-coated ER to Golgi transport vesicle; endoplasmic reticulum-Golgi intermediate compartment; Golgi apparatus
Source: RefSeq, a predicted model, not a curated record
GGGGCCCCGGGCGUCCCCCGCAUGCGCAUUCUCCUCUUCGGCCGUGCUGCGCGGCCUGGAAGACCCGCGGACCCGGACGGACGCAGGGCCGGCGUCACGGCGCAUGCGCACUUUGCGUCUGGCCCCCGCUGCGGCGCCGGGACUGGGGCGCAGGCGCGCGCGUGCGCGGCGGGCCGAGGGCGUUCGUUGGCAGGUGUCGGGGCGGGGCGGCGGGCGAUGGGACGACCGGCGCUGCUGCUGCUCGCGCUGUGCGCAGCUGGCUCCCGGGGCCUCUACUUCCACAUCGGCGAGACCGAGAAGCGCUGCUUCAUCGAGGAGAUCCCCGACGAGACCAUGGUCAUCGGGAACUACCGCACCCAGAUGUGGGACAAGCAGAAGGAAGUCUUUCUGCCCUCGACCCCGGGCCUGGGCAUGCACGUGGAGGUGAAGGAUCCCGAAGGCAAGGUGGUGCUGUCCCGGCAGUAUGGCUCGGAGGGCCGCUUCACCUUUACUUCCCACACUCCUGGUGACCACCAGAUCUGCCUGCAUUCCAACUCCACCAGGAUGUCCCUCUUUGCUGGCGGCAGACUGCGUGUGCACCUAGACAUCCAGGGUGGGGAGCAUGCCAACAACUACCCCGAGAUUGCCGCCAAGGAUAAACUGACAGAACUGCAGCUCCGAGCUCGACAGCUACUUGAUCAGGUGGAGCAGAUCCAGAAGGAGCAGGAUUACCAGAGGUAUCGUGAGGAGCGCUUCCGUCUUACCAGCGAGAGCACCAACCAGAGGGUCCUGUGGUGGUCAAUUGCUCAGACGGUCAUCCUCAUCCUCACUGGAAUCUGGCAGAUGCGUCACCUCAAAAGCUUCUUUGAGGCCAAGAAGCUGGUGUAGUAUCCUCUCCGUCCGAUCCUCCCGUCACAUCAAUUUUUGGUACUUUCCCCACCUGAUAACUUCUCCACCUGGAUUUUGAGGGAAAAAAAAUGAAAAAAGACCACAAGCCACAUUGUUUCCAUGGCAACAAAGCAUUCACGUCAGCCACUUGUGCACACUGGUUUUCAAGGACCCAGGACGUUGGUCUGAGUUUCCAAAGGUCCAUUUGGGGUCUGUUUGGAGUCGGAACUGACCCGGGACUAAGUCUUGGGUCUGGGAUUCCCCCCAUCCUGGCACAAAAAGAGCAAGUGAAAAAGUGUCUGCUACCCCUUUAGUUUCUCUCUUUGUAUUUCUGCAGUAGGCAGCUGAAACGCCCGGCCAGGGGCGGCCCUGCCUCCCUAUUCCCUUGUUAGUCCUGGGUUUGCUCAGUGGCUUUGUGAAUGUAAAUAAGGGGCAGAGGCCUCAGAGAAUUGUAAUGUUUUUCUAUAUAUUAGAACUAUUUUUUGAUAAAUUAUAUAUAUUUUACUUCCUAGUUGAAGUGUUCCUGCCUGUGUUUGACUAGGUGAAAACACCCAUGCAGCUUCCCCUACGCUGUUUCUCCGAACAGUUUUAAGGGCCGCAGCAGCUCACAGACAUCAUAGAUGCUCUCAUGGCCUCCCCAGGCGGCCGGGCAGAGACUUCCCUGAGGCACCUGCGAUUUCCAUCACGCAGGGUUUCUGAGAGUGAGGCAGUCACAGAGCUAGCACCGGCGGGGCCCUCCUACUCUCUUCUUUUCACUUUGAUUUAAGCCGUGGUAAAUGUUUUUUUUGCAGGAGCCACGUUUGGUUCUUCACACAGAUUUUUCCAGUGAAAUAAAAUGUGUUGUAGUAGCUGUGUUUGAAAUGAAGUAAGAGGUGGUGAGCAGAGGGGAGGCACGAAAGGAAGUGGAAGAAAGGCCCUUGGCCUUGCUGGCUCCCGUGCUGUCCCACAGUGGGCUUCAGUGUGGCCUCAUUCUGCAGGGGUUUGGCCGGAUGGGUGUCCAUGGGUGUGGAACGGACAGGGCAGUUGCUCAGCCACUCACAGAGGUUGGCCACACAGGCCCAUCAGCAGGGAAUCGCGCAAGCAGAUGAACUACCUGUUUCUUAGCCCCUGGAAUCUUUUACAGAUCUUAGUACACUGUCCCCCUGUUGUAGUAAACUUGCCCAUUCUUGGCUUUUU